Molecule: messenger RNA, 684 nt
Organism: Sphenostylis stenocarpa
Lineage: Eukaryota; Viridiplantae; Streptophyta; Magnoliopsida; Fabales; Fabaceae
Source: the annotation of a GenBank genome assembly
AUGGAGGAGGCAACAAGAACAACACCAGACCUUGCUUUACCUGACUCAACACCUUUCAUUUAUGAACCAAAAAUAUGUGACCCUAUCAUUGAGUUGCCAGCAUCACCAUCAGCAUCACCACCAGCAUCACCAAGAGGAUAUGAUGUAAAUAAUGAUGAAGAGUUUUGCAAUGACAUUGAAGAUAUGCCAUUAUGCACACACAACGAAGAACCAGAUUAUUCUCCAGAAUCAACAGCUAUAGUUGUAUUUAAUGCAAAUACCAACAUUCCUUUGCCAAAGAUGAAAGAUGUUAGUCGCUUAAAGACUGAACGUCUGGUUUAUGUGCUUCCUGAUAAACAUCCUUUGUUAUCUGAGUGUACUCCACGGGAAGUAGACGAUCCUUCUCCAUACCUUCUGAUCGUAUGGACUAAAGGUGAAUUAGAAAAUUCAUGUGAAUCAAACGUGGAAAAGGAAGAAGUGGAAGAAAAUAGGUUAACAGUACCUGGAACUCUUUCGAUACCAUGUCGAACUGCAAUGAGGGGACGUUUUCCUCUUAAUGGAACAUACUUUCAAGUUAACGAGGUUUUUGUUGAUUAUGCUUCCAUGAUACAUCCCAUGAAUGUUCCAAGAAAAUGGUUAUGGAAUUUGGAAAAACGAAUAGUAUAUAUUGGGACCACUGUAUCAUCAAUCAUGAGAGGUAAAUGA